CAACAUAASAAAACUUGCAGUGACAGCACUUUGUUGAAGCUCUCCACUAUCAAAAUUUGGAUUCUSUACUUWGUCCUGACAASAACAUUUGAGUUCUUGUAGGAGAAUAUGCAGCGAGAAGAAAGAGAAAUCAUUGUUGAUUUGCUUCAAUAUUUGACAGAUGACAUUAUAGCUGGAGAUAUGCUACCACAUUUAAACUGUCUUACACAGGAUGACAAAGAGUAUGUUCUGUGUGAAGAAAAGAAUUAUGGUUACAGAAAAGCUGCUGUUGUUUUGAUAGACAGRAUUCAACGAAGACAAUAUGGCUUCCAACAGUUGAUCAGUGCUUUGAUACAGACUGGAUGCAAACACUUGGUGAAAUUGAUUCUAAUGAGACAAAAUGGGUUGCUACAAUCACUUGAGGGAUAUUAGAUUGCACACAACAUCAUGAAUUGAAGACGUUUCUCUGCUUCACAGGCUUCCAAGCAAAACAGAAAAAACAUGGGGAUUUUGAAAGCAACAUUUAAAAACUUGUCUAAUUAUGAAAACUAAUUUUGAUUGUCAACUUCAUAACAUGAAGAUUAAACAGUACAAAAUAUCAAAUCUUCCAAUAUUAUUUGUAGAGGAAUGACUUACCAUGAUGAUUCAUUAAUGUCACUUACUGACAAAUACAUAGUCUUUACAGGGAGAGUAAUGUCACUUCCAACCUUUAUAACUUUAAGUGCACACAUUUCACAGUUUAUAGUAAGCACAUUCAUUAUUUGUUAUUGUUCCAAAGUUCACUUGCAUUUUGCUCAAAAUUAAACCAUAAUUUUCCUGCG
Molecule: messenger RNA, 800 nt
Organism: Exaiptasia diaphana
Lineage: Eukaryota; Metazoa; Cnidaria; Anthozoa; Actiniaria; Aiptasiidae
Exons: 2
Coding region: 109-411 (100 amino acids)
Source: RefSeq, a predicted model, not a curated record